AUGAGCAGCCAGUACAGCAACUACCCGGGCCACAACCCCUCGGCCGCCCCGUCUCGCCCUCCACCCGGCGCCCCCGGCCCUCCUCCUGGCCCGCCUUACGCCGCCGCGCCCUACGGCGGCGGGCCCCAGCGCGGCGCCUACCAGCCCUACGGCGGCGACCGCGGUGCCCACCGCCCGGGCCCGUACGACGACCGCGAGCGCGGUGCAGCAGCAGGUGCAGGCGCGGGAGGGUACGGCGGCGCGAGGGACAGCGGGUGGGGCGCAGGGCGCGGCGGCGCUCCGGCCGGCGGCAUGGGCGGCAGGAGGCGCAGCGCGAGCCCGGACUACAGCCGUGGCGGAGCGGGCGGCGGCGCAGCAGCAGGUGGACCGCCCGCGAGGGGAUACGGCGGCGACGACCGCGGUGGGUACGGGCCGCCGCAGGGUGGUGGGUACGGCGGCUACGGCGGUGGACCGCCUCGCGGGCCUCCUGGUGGCUACGGCGGCGGCGGCGGCGGUGGUGGGAGCGCGUUCGGGCGGCAGGACCUCGGCGACCCUUUCGCCCGUGGUGGACCGGCGCCCGGCGAGCGCGACGAGGGCGAGGUCAUCCGCCAGAGGGUCAACCGCGAGAGACCGUGCCGCACCCUGUUUGUGCGCAACCUCAAGUUUGGCCUCAUGCCCGAGGACGUGCGCCGGCCGUUUGCCGAGAUCGGCGACAUUAAAACGUUCUUCGACCUCGUCGAGAAGCGCGCCAUCGCGUUCGUCACCUACUACGAUGCGCGUGCGGCGAUGAUGGCCAAGGACCGCAUGCACCAGUUCCCGCUCAUGGGGCGGCCCAUGGACGUGCACUACUCGCUGCCGCGCGACGCCGACCUCGCCAAGGGCUGCGACCGCGAGACGGGCCAGGGCACGCUCUCGAUCAAGAUCCGCAACGGCCCGCCGGGCCUGUCGUCGGGCCCGUCCGACCACGACAUCCACCAGCGGUUCGCGCCCUUUGGCGACAUCAAGCUCGUGUUUGCCGACCCUCGCCGCGACGACAUCAAGUACAUCGAGUACUUUGACUCGCGCGGCGCCGUCAAGGCGUACGACCACCUCAACGGGACCCCGUUCCCGGGCGGCGGCACGCUCGACCUCGCGUUCGAGUGGGACAAGCCCGCGCCGGCUCCGCCGCCCGUGCCCGUGCCCGCCCAGCCGCCGCAGGCGUCGAACGGCGGCUACGGCUACCAGCAGCCGCCCGGCGCGGGCGCGUACGGCGGCCCGCCCCCUCCUCCUCACGGCGCGUCGCCUUACCCGGGCGGCGCGUCGCCUUACCCCGGCGCACUUCCCCCUCCUCCUGCCGCCAUGUCGCCCUACGGCGCAGCUGCACCUCCUCCCGGCGCCGGCGCCGCCGCCGCCCCGGCUCCCGCCCCUCACGGCGUCGACCACGCCAAAAAGAUGCAGGACCUCCUCGCGUCGCUCGUCGCCAACAACCAGGGCGCGCUCGGCGCGGGCGCCGCGCAACAGAGCCAGUACGGCGCCCCGCAGCAGCAGCAGUACAGCCACGGCUACCCGUCGUACGCGCCCGGGCCCACCCCGGCACCGCCCGCCGCUCAGGCCGCCGCGCCUUACAGCGGCGCGUCGCCGCUCCCGCCGGCCGUCGGUAGCCCGCUCGGCGCGGCCGCACCGUCGUCAGCGUCGGCGUCGGCGUCGUCGAGCCUGCCCGCAGCGGUGACGAGCCUACUCGCGCAGGCGGCGGGCGCGCCAGGCCGUCCUUCUUCGGCCGGCGGUGCGCCGUCGCAGGACGGCGGCUCGACGCCCCAGCAGCAGCAGCAGCAGGGCGGCGGGUACUCGCCUGCUCCCGCCAACGGGCCGGCGUCGCCGCAGGCGCAGGGUCAGGCGCAGGCCCCGGCGCAGGUCCAAGCGCUCCUUGCUCUCCUCGCGCAGCAGAAGCAGGGCUGAGCAACUCGUUCAGGGUCGACGAGGUGGUCGAGCAGGGGAGGAGAGGCUUGUGCGCGCAAAAGGGUCGAGCUAGCUUUUAUCGUGUCGUCACUGUAACUCUGUCCGAUUAUACCUC
Messenger RNA from Rhodotorula graminis WP1, 2029 nucleotides. RefSeq lists its product as uncharacterized. The record is from RefSeq and is a predicted model, not a curated record. Bases 1 to 1914 code for a protein of 637 amino acids. The transcript is spliced from 7 exons. Gene Ontology annotation, molecular function: RNA binding. NCBI's taxonomy places the organism in Eukaryota, Fungi, Basidiomycota, Microbotryomycetes, Sporidiobolales, Sporidiobolaceae.